Humulus lupulus (European hop) is the source of this 1973-nucleotide messenger RNA. RefSeq names its product DUF21 domain-containing protein At4g14240-like. Lineage: Eukaryota; Viridiplantae; Streptophyta; Magnoliopsida; Rosales; Cannabaceae. Gene Ontology annotation, cellular component: intracellular membrane-bounded organelle. The record is from RefSeq and is a predicted model, not a curated record. The coding region runs from base 88 to 1590 and encodes 500 amino acids. The transcript is spliced from 13 exons. Gene Ontology annotation, biological process: magnesium ion homeostasis.
AAUUUUCGGUGGACAGAGGAAGAUAAUCAGAUACAGAAACGGAGAUCCGAAGCCGAUUGAAGAAGAAGAAGAAGAAGAAGAAGAGAGAUGACGAUGCAUCUGAUGAAUGCGAUGAUUGCGACUCGGUAUCUGACUCGCGACUCGGUAAUGGUAGCUGAGGCUAUAGAGUUUGGAUCGAUAUGGUGGUUGGUCUACGCUGGGAUAUCAUGCUUUUUGGUCCUCUUCGCCGGAAUAAUGUCCGGUUUAACCCUAGGGCUUAUGUCUCUUGGCCUCGUAGAACUCGAGAUUCUACAGCGGAGUGGUACUCCCUCCGAGAAGAAACAAGCUGCUUGUAUUCUUCCCGUUGUUCAGAAGCAGCACCAGCUUCUUGUUACUUUGCUUUUGUGUAAUGCGGCCUCCAUGGAGGCCCUUCCAAUUUACUUGGAUAAAAUGUUCAAUCAGUAUGUGGCUAUAAUUCUCUCUGUGACUUUUGUUCUAUUUUUUGGAGAGGUUAUCCCACAAGCUAUAUGCACUAGAUAUGGACUUGCAGUAGGUUCCAACUUUGUUUGGCUUGUUCGGAUUUUGAUGAUAAUUUGCUACCCAAUUUCAUACCCAAUUGGAAAGAUUUUGGAUUGGGUAUUAGGACAUAAUGAAGCUUUAUUUAGGCGAGCUCAGUUAAAAGUCCUUGUCUCCAUCCACAGCCAAGAGGCCGGCAAGGGUGGCGAGCUUACACAUGACGAGACAACAAUUAUAAGUGGGGCACUAGAUUUAACUGAGAAGACAGCUGAGGAGGCUAUGACACCCAUUGAAUCAACGUUUUCCUUAGAUGUCAAUUCAAAGUUGGACUGGGAGGCUAUGGGAAAAGUUCUUGCUCGGGGGCAUAGUCGAGUUCCUGUCUAUUCUGGGAAUCCGAAGAAUGUUAUUGGACUGCUUCUGGUGAAAAGUCUUCUUACUGUACGACCUGAAACAGAGACUCCAGUCAGUGCUGUUUCCAUCCGGAGAAUACCACGAGUUCCUGCCGAUAUGCCACUGUACGAUAUAUUAAACGAGUUUCAGAAGGGCAGCAGUCAUAUGGCAGCUGUGGUGAAGACUAAAGGGAAAAGCAAGCUUCCUACAAUUGAUGGGGAGAAAGAUGAUGACAGCAAAUUUACUAGUGGUGAGUCUAAACUUGCAACUCCUUUGUUACUCAAGCACGACGGGAAAUCAGACAAUUUUGUCGUUGAAAUCGACAAGACUUCGAGGCCUAACAGUGUAAACAAGGAAUCUUCUUUCCGUAAUGAUACAACAAGUGACAUAGAAGAUGGUGAAGUUAUUGGAAUUAUUACCCUGGAAGAUGUAUUCGAAGAACUUCUGCAGGAAGAAAUUGUGGAUGAAACAGAUGAAUUUGUUGAUGUGCAUAAAAGAAUCCGUGUGGCUGCAGCUGCAGCAGCUUCAUCUAUGGCACGGGCUCCAUCAAUUCGGAGGUUGACUGGAAACAAGGGACCUGGAGGCCAAGGCCAAGGCCAAGCUAAGCAAGGACAAACUCCGAAGAGAUCAUCCGAGGAUGUUUUGAACGCCGCAAAGUUGCAAGGGGCAUCGAGUGAGCCCCUUCUCGGCAGCAGUACUAGAUGAUUGAUUGAUUAUAUGUUAUAUUCUACUACCUGUCCUAUUCCUAUUCUUAUCCUAUGAUGUUGAAGAAAAUUCAUUGCUUAUUUUCAUCUGAAAGAAGAAGAAGACGAAGAAACUGGUGUGUGGGUGGUGGGUUUGAUAUGAAGAGCGGCCCUCUAAAUUACUUACUUUUUUGGUCAUGUGUUGAGCAACAAAAGAAAAACCUUAAGAGGAGGGAGGCUUGUGUUGUUGAGAUGUGAAUAAGCUUUGUUUUCAAAGAUUUUGUAAUCUUAGAAUAUGACUGUUAUAGUGAGAUGUAAAGUGAGAGACCCGAAUGUUUUGUUUUUCUUUUUUACUUUUCAUAUGAAAUAACGGGAUAUAAAUAAAAAUUUAAUAAUUAUUGAAAA